AUGUCAAAUUCGUCGGAGGAAACUGUACACCCCCCGACCGAACGAGAAGAAGAAGAUUUAGUUUCUACAUUCGAAGACCCGGAACCUACCGCGCAUAUAGCCGACUUAGUUCAAGGAUCGUACGACGAAUCCUUCGAUUCAACAGCUUCAGACGAUCUAUCACCCCCGUCAAGUCGUUUUAGAUUUCCUUUUAGAGGACUUUCGAGCGCUAGUUUACCUAGCUUUGCACAACCGCAAACUGCAAGCUCAAGUACAUUACCUACACCCCCUGUAUCGCGAGUAGGACAGCAAGUUCCACCGUUUAUUUUUAAUCAACCACCGGUACCACUACCUCCUAUUCCACAAGCAUCGCGAACCCCGACACCUCCUCCAAUGAGUUCGUCAGGACCCUCGGGUAGUACCUCGGCUUCUACUGCCGCGACGCCAUCGUCAUUAAGCGAAAAAGUUAUUGUACAAAAGAUAUCCCCACUUAAAGGAUCAGACGAUUAUGCCGUAUGGGCUUCUAAAAUAGAAGACUUAUUGUUCCAAUUAAAGUUAGCCGGACAUAUAGACGACGACCAUAUUAAUGCUCAUAAAGGGGACUCCACAUGGGCCGAUGAAGAUCGCAACGCGCUUAUAACAAUACGAAGUCGAGUAGAUCAAGGCGCAUAUAUUCACGUUAUGUCGUGUACAACAGCGAAAGAAGCAUGGGACAAAUUAAAGGACAUGUUUGAAGUGCACGGUAUGUUAGCCAAAUUAUUCCAAAGACAGAAACUCGAUAAUAUUCGCAUGGCCGAAGGAGACAAUCUAGAACACCAUAUAAGGAAACUACGCACCGAAUUUGAGUCAAUGCAACGCAUAUCCGGCGACGCAUCCAGAUGGAACGAUGAAGAGUGGAUAACACUCCUAAUUGGGUCAUUACCGGCCUCAUGGAAGCCUGUAAUACAGACGCUUCCCGUAGAAUAUGAACAAGGAGCGACAGCUACUGCAACUGCCGAAAAUAGAAAGAAGAUGGUUUGGACCGUAACCAAACGGCUUCUUGCCGAAGAAGCACGUCUAAAGGGCAAGACCGCUCCAAAAGGGGAGACCGGCAUGUUUAAUCGCAAUCAAUCAAUGAAAUUCCCUAAAACGAAUGGUAAUUCCAAUACAGGAAAGAAACCCGGACAAUGCCAUAACUGCGGUAAAUGGGGCCAUUGGGCCUCAGAAUGUUGA
Rhizoctonia solani is the source of this 1191-nucleotide messenger RNA. RefSeq names its product Copia-like polyprotein/retrotransposon. The transcript has a single exon. The record is from RefSeq and is a predicted model, not a curated record. NCBI's taxonomy places the organism in Eukaryota, Fungi, Basidiomycota, Agaricomycetes, Cantharellales, Ceratobasidiaceae. Gene Ontology annotation, molecular function: nucleic acid binding; zinc ion binding. Bases 1 to 1191 code for a protein of 396 amino acids.